GUUCACAGCGAGCACCCCCGCCCGCUCCCACCACCAGCACGGUGUGGGUCCUCUGAUUCCCUGAAAGCAAUCACAGAGGGCUUUCUAGGCGACACUGCACUUGAACUAAGCCCCAAAGGCUAAGUGGUGCUCCCCAGGUAGGCAGGGUGGGGAGGCCGGACCAGGCAGAAGGAAAGGUAGCAACAAAGGCACACAGGUGUGAAGGAGCAAUGUGAUUGGGGGGGGGAGGGGUGCAGGUCUUAGGGGGCUUCAUAAACCCUGCUGUGGAUGGAGCUUGAACUUGAUCUGGUUUUUUGUUUGUUUGUUUGUUUUUUAAGAUUUUAUUUAGUUGAAAGGUAGAGUUACCAAGAAGUAGAAGCAGAGAGAGAUAGACAGAAAGAAAGGUCUUCCAUCUGCUGGUUCACUCCCCAAAUGGCCUCAAUGGCCGGAGCUGGGCCAGGCUGGAGCUUCUUCUGGGUCUCCCACACUGGUGCAGUGGCCCAAGGACUUGGGCCAUCCUCUACUGCUUUACCAGGCCAUAGCAGAGAGCUGGAUUAAAGGUGGGCCAGCCGGGACUCGAACCAGUACCAAAACAGGAUGCUGGCACUGCAGGCGGCUGCUUUACCCACUACACCACAGCGCAGACUCCAACUUGAUCUUGUAGGUCACUGGGAAUUUUUAAAGAGUUUGGGCUGGCGAGUGACACAAAGUUUUGCUUUUAAAAAAGAUGACUCGGGCGACAGGAAGGGAUCAGCAAGACUGAAGGCAGGAGCAUGGGUCAGAGCCGUAAAGGUGAGAGACGUAGGAAGGGCAAAUCACAGAAGUACAGGACUUUGCCACUGGUGGUGCAUGGCGGGCCGGGCAGGACAGGAUACUGCAGUAGUUCCCAAGUUUCUGGUGUGGGGAACUGGUGGGGGUGGUGUUCAGGGCGAUGUCUUCUGGUAGUUGUCACGUUCAUGUUUGUAUUACUCAGUUUUUGCCACUAUAACUAAACAGCCGAGAGGAGCUACUUGGGAAGGCAGAUUUACUUCGGCUCACGGUUUUGGAGGCUCACAGCCCAAGAGUAGGCUGGCACCACCGGUGCCAAGGCUGGUGAGGGUGGAGGAUGGGGCGCAGCACGGACAGAGGAAGGAUCACAUAGCAAGCCAAGGAGAGCAAGCAGCUGGGCCCACUCUGAGGAGAGCCCCAUCCCCAGGACACACCCCGGUGACCUAAGGACCUCCCACGGGGGAGUCAUCUCCUAAAUAAUCAAACUGAAGCUCCGCCCUCUCCUAUCAGUACCACCUCAGGGCCCAGCCCUUAACACAUGGCUUUGUGUGGGACACCACAAUUAAUAUCCAAACUACGGCAACGUUUAUUGUCUGUUUCUAGCCUUGGACAGCUCCCCAGUCAAUGAACCGCAACACCUAGCACAGGACCCGAUGCACGUUAGGCAGACAAUGAAUGGGUGAACAAGCCAACUCAGGUAGAAUCUUCCUUGGCGUCAUUAAUACACUCACCAGAUCCCGGCUGAAUGCUAAGCACUGUCCUCACGAUCCCCUAGUGAGGGAGGCAGAAGCUAAAUAACCACAUGGAGAGGGGAAAAAACCUGUGACCAAGGCUGCAAGGGGAAGUGCGGGGUGCUGAGGUGUGCAGCCCCCAGUUCACAUGGGAGGGCUUCCUGGAGCAGGACGGGGAAGAGCCUGCAAAGUGGACAAGGACAGGAAGCAGCCUUCGCCACAGUCUUUUUUUUUUUUUUUAAGAUUUAUUUAUUUAUUUAUUUGAAAGUCUGAGUUACACAGAGAGAGGAGAGGCAGAGAGAGAGAGAGAGGUCUUUCAUCCGAUGGUUCACUCCCCAAUUGGCCGCAUGGCCGGAGCUGUGCCAAUCUGAAGCCAGGAGCCAGGAGCUUCUUCCGGGUUUCCCACACGGGUGCAGGGGCCCAAGAACUUGGGCCAUCUUCUCCUGCUUUCCCAGGCCACAGCAGAGAGCUGGAUCGGAAGAGGAGCAGCCGGGACUAGAACCGGCGCCCCUAUGGGAUGCUGGCACUUCAGGCCAGGGCGUUAACCCACUGCGCCACAGCGCCACCCCUCGCCACAGUCUUAAGGAGGGAAUGAGCUUGCUGCAGUCUUCGGAGAGACUGCAGGAUGGUGGGUGAGCCCGGGGUGCAGCUGCUGGCCUCUUCUUGUCAGUGGUGGCCAGAGCUUUCCCAGGAUCUGCCAGGGAUGGAGAGCACAGGCCGGCCAGCCUGAGCGUGCUGGAACUGGCUCUGCUGUGGGCGUCUCCAUGUCCAGAAAUCCUGAGCCUGGCCACUUUUUCCCUGGACCAGUAUCAUUCAGAGAGCUGGUCACUGCAAGUCGCUCUGCCUGGGAGCUACUGGGAUGGUUCCAGAGCAGGGCGACAGGGGCAGGAGCCCAAAACGGGGACUUCUGUAAGAGAUGAGCUCAGUGCGGCCACAGCUAUGGGCUUCACCUGGCGGGGCUGGGUGGCCCCCAGGCAGCUCAGAGGGAUGGUGGCCACUGCCUCUUCCCAGUAGCCCUCCUCAACCCGCAAGCAGGCCAGGUCCAGUUCUAGCAGGCUUGCAGCUAGCAAUCUGGCUCUGACUGGAGGAAGAGUCUAGAAGGCCAGACUGAUGGUUGGAGAGACAGAGCUGUGUUUAUCCAGGAAAAGAAGUCAGACGUAGGCAGCAGAGGCCCCUGCCAGCUCCUCCCAGGACAGGGCUGGGGGAGCAAGCUGGAGAGGAAGCUGCUCCCCUAGGGCUCCGAGCGCCUCCGGGCCAGAGGCCAGGCCCCAGCAGCCGCCCACAGGUAAGGCCUGCACUCCGGGCACAGGACUGGGCCGGGCGUGGGCCGGAGCACCCAGCCAGAUCAACGGAACAGUCGCACUCCCGGUGGCCCGGCGCAGGGGGGCGGUGAGCACGGCGCGGCGGAGCCUUCCGCAGCGGGCUCUGGGGUGGCAGGGAAUCAAUGCCGCCUUUGUGCCCGGUGGUUUCCUAGGGGAAAAAAGAAGUGGACGGUGGGAGGGGCGGCCCGGCUCCGCCCUACAGACGCGGGAUGCGGCAGAGCUAGGAGGCUGGGCUGCGGGACGCUCACCGCUACAGAGGGCCUUGAGGGGUGGGAUCCGUGUCCCCGAAGGGUGCGUCCCCUUGAACUGGCCCUGGGUGUCCUCCGGUCAGCAGCCAGGUGUGUGCUCUGCCGGCCAGGGGCAGAUCUGAGUCCCCUUGUGGCCGGAGGGAGGAGCCAGAGGUGGCAGGUGGAGCGAGGCCGCCCACAGAAGCCGGGCAGCGGAGGGAGUGGUCAGGAGAGGAGCCCGCGUCCGCAGUGUGGGCGGGGGAGGGGCGCUGAGCCCGCCCGGGGCUGUGUCCCUUCGAGGGGAGCGUGUGUGCCCGCGGGGUCAGCAACCGCGGUGGUGACCACAGAACUCUGGUUCUUGACUCUACGAGCCGUGCCCGAGGGCUUUAGUGGGUGUGCCCGCCCCUCUGGCCCUGGGGGUGCCAGUGGGGGCGUCUGUGAACGCGAGUGACUGACCGGUCGUGGGUCCCCGUCACUCCCCUCACCCCCGUCCCCUGGACUUCGCCGCCCUUUCUUUUUCCUGGGCCGCACAGCCCGCGGGGGUGUGCGGACAAAAGCCUGGGUGUGCCCGCAGCAUCGCCCACCGGCGGCCUCUUUCCUCUCCUUGCCCAGCGCAGCUCCGCGCCGCCCUCGCGGCCGACUCGCCGGAUUCGGACCCUCCGGGCGCCGCGGAGGCUCGUUACCCACCUCAGCGCCCUCUGCGGCCCCACCCCCGGCAUGUGGCUCUUGGAGAAGGCGGGCUACAGAGUGGGCACCGCAGAGCCGCGGGCCCGCUGGGCGCCCUCCAGCCUGUUCCCUAAGCGCCGCAGCCCAGCGCCCGCGAUGCGCGCCUGCCCCAACGUCCUCACGCCGGAUCGCAUCCCGCAGUUCUGCAUCCCGCCUCGGCUUCCGGACCCAGGCGGCGCCGAGCCCCAUGCCGGGCGCGACGUGUGCGUCCGCGGCCUCCCCGCCGCCUGCUCGCUGCCGCACCUGGCGGGCCGCGAAGGCCUGGCCUUCCUGCCCGAGAGCCCGCACACGCGACGGCGCGAGUCGCUGUUCCACUCGCCGGGGCCCGCGCCAGCUACGGGGCUGUCCCCGGCUCUGGCCCGGCUGCACGUGUCCGCCCCGGACCUGCGCCUCUGCCGGGCCCCAGACAGCGACACGGCCUCGUCGCCCGACUCAUCGCCCUUCGGCUCCCCGAGGCCCGGCCCCGGCCGGCACCGGCAGCCCUCGCUGUCCCCCGGGGCCAGCUCAGCGGACACCAGCCCGUACGCGCCGCGCCGCGCGGGGCCGCCCACGCCGCCGCUCUUCCACCUGGACUUCCUGUGCUGCCAGCUGCGGCCCACCAAGGAGAGCGUGCUGCGCCUGGAGCCGCGCGGCGGCCAGCUGCGCCUCUCCGCCGAGUACCAGGCCGGGCCCGCGCGGCUGCGCCUGCGCCUGGUCAGCGCCGAGGGCCUGCCCCGGCCGCGGCCCGGCCCCGGCAGCGGCGGCGGCGGCUGCUGCGUGGUGCUGCGGCUGCGGCCCCGCGUCCGGCCGCGGGCCCAGCGGAGCCGCGUGGUCAAGUGCAGCGUCAACCCCAUCUUCAACGAGGACUUCUUCUUCGACGGGCUGGGUCCGCCAGACCUGGCCGCCCGCACCCUGAGGGCCAAGGUGCUGGACAGGGGCGCGGGGCUCCGCAGGGACGUGCUGCUGGGGGAGUGCGAGACGCCCCUUAUCGUCCUGCUGCCCCCCUUGGGUGGGGGGCUAGGUCCAGGGUCCUCACUGGCGCCAACCCAUCUCAGCCUGUAGACGGGGAGGAGAGGUGGGACGGGGAGCCUUCCUCCAGGGAUCGCCACCGCGUCCUCCAGGGAUCCGCACCGCGUCCGUGGCCCUCAUUCCACUCCACCUGCCGGCGUGUAUUUAUUUUUGCUAAUAAAAUGCCAAUUUG
Molecule: messenger RNA, 4933 nt
Organism: Oryctolagus cuniculus (rabbit)
Lineage: Eukaryota; Metazoa; Chordata; Mammalia; Lagomorpha; Leporidae
Source: RefSeq, a predicted model, not a curated record